Messenger RNA from Cryptomeria japonica (Japanese cedar), 519 nucleotides. Its product is annotated as probable receptor-like protein kinase At2g23200. Gene Ontology annotation, molecular function: protein kinase activity; ATP binding. The transcript is spliced from 3 exons. Gene Ontology annotation, biological process: protein phosphorylation. The coding region runs from base 1 to 519 and encodes 172 amino acids. Lineage: Eukaryota; Viridiplantae; Streptophyta; Pinopsida; Cupressales; Cupressaceae. The record is from RefSeq and is a predicted model, not a curated record.
AUGGCAGAUUUUGGUCUUUCAAAAAUAAUUGGCGAUGACAUAAUGUCCAGUCAUAUAACCACAAACAUAAAAGGAACAGUGGGAUACUUAGACCCAGAGUACUUUCAUACGAACAAGUUAACAGAGAGAAGCGAUGUGUAUAGCUUUGGAGUGGUUUUGUUGGAGAUGAUAUGCGGGAGAAAAGCAAUUGAUCCAGAGCUAUGUGAAGAAGAGCUAAGCCUUUUGAAAUGGGUAAUGCUACAUGUCGAGGGGAGCGAAGAUUAUGGUGGUCCAUUGAUAGCCAUCAUAGACAAAAAGAUGUGCAUGUAUGAAAUCGACAUGAAAUCUCUCUAUCCCAUAUUUACUCUGUCGCUUAAAUGCAUUCAGAAUGAAGCAUCCAAGAGGCCGACCAUAACUGACAUAGUAAAGCAGAUAAAAGAAGCCAUGGAUAUGAUUAAGUCCGAAUCUUCGAGUGAAGAGAUAAACGAGCCUCGAUACUCCGCAGAAUAUAGCUACAGCCUACUUGACGUUGGUAGAUAA